Molecule: messenger RNA, 1146 nt
Organism: Capronia coronata CBS 617.96
Lineage: Eukaryota; Fungi; Ascomycota; Eurotiomycetes; Chaetothyriales; Herpotrichiellaceae
Exons: 2
Coding region: 1-1146 (381 amino acids)
Source: RefSeq, a predicted model, not a curated record
AUGGCCUCACCAGAGAUGCACUCCGCCUCCCCAACAACAACAUCGACAACCACUACGACAACGAAAACUCUCUCACCAGAGGAGUUCACCACUUACAUCAAUGAUCCUUGCCUUAACAGGACCUUCCAGCUGCCUGCCGAUCCGUCGCGCGGCCGCCCCGAAGCCUUCCAGGUCUCCUAUGCCGAUUUUGGCUAUCAUCGCGAAGAUGCCGGCGAUGAUUCUGACCGAGAGGAGCAGGUGUUUCUGUUCUUCGGGCCACUCAUGUCUUCACGGCUGUUCCAUGGUGCAAAGGAUGGACUGGCGAAGAGGUACAAGGUCCGCUUCGUGAGCGCAGAACGCCCGGGCAUUGGCAAGACCGACAGCGUACCGGCUGAGAGAAUGCUCGAGGUUUGGCGGGAAGUCAUGCCCGCCCUGCUCAACCACCUCGGCAUCAAGCACGUCUCUGUAGGCUGCCACAGCGCGGGCACCGUCUUCGGGCUCGACUUUGCCGUUCACAAUCCACAAUUCCUACACCCCUCGCGGCCGUAUAUCGCCCUGGCCGGCCCCUGGAUUCACCCAUCGCAUUCGGGCAUGCGCGUCUGGUCGCUGGCCUCGUCGUUGCCGCGCUCGCUGAUUGCCCAGACCGACAAGAUGGCUGUCCUUGUCAACUCGUUGGGCCCUGCGGUCGGCGUCAGUUCCGCUGUCUCAGGCACUGUGUUGCAGCUCUGGUCCCAAGCAGAACCCUCAGGUCGCGAGGGCCCGGACGUCGACCUCGAGGAAGGCUUGCGCGACCGUGUGCCGAAGCACGUCUUCGCGGAUAGUGUGCGUGGCCUGGGCCAAGAGACGCAGGUGCUACUGCGCAACGGGGUCGAGAAGGACGGCUGGUCCGACUGGGGCGACUUUGAUGUGCUGGCGCCGCGCCUGGCCGAAGCAGUGAGACGGGUCGGGGGAGCCAGGCUGAAGGUGGAUAUGUUCUUUGCGGAGAAGGACAACAUGAUUGGCGAUGCGGGCUCCAAGGGACCCAGGUGGUUCGAGGCGUGCUGGAGAGACGUAGAUGGCGUGGAUUUUGCGAGCGAAACGGUCAAAGGGACGGACCACGACCACGUCUGGGAUCUGCGCUGGGACGUGAUGGAAAGGGUGUUCAAAAUGAUGACGCAGGAGGCCUGA